UCAGUCGGACCAUGUCCCCUAUCUCUCUCCAUCUCUCAUAUGCGUACGUUCACCUUAUCUCUUGAACCAGCUCUUACAAUAUAAAUAUGGAAGCUAAGAAAACGCACUCACUGAGUUUUAGAAAAAGAAAAAAGAAAAAAGAAGAAACAAAUCUAUAGCUAGCCAUGGUUAACUUCAGAACCAGUGCUAAUAAGAAGAAGAAUAGCAUUAUAAAGCUCAAGAUUGUUGUAGAAAAACUACAAAAGAGUCUUUUACGGGGCAAGAAACCGGCCUCUAAUUCGGACGAGUUUGAAGAUGUUAAUGACUCCAUGAAUGUGCCGCAGGACGUGAAGGAAGGGCACUUUGCGGUGAUGGCAGUGGACGACGAUGAACUCAAGAGAUUCAUCGUUCCAUUGAGCUUUCUGACCAACCCAUCUUUCUCGAGAAUGUUGGAGCAAGCAGCCGAAGAGUAUGGUUUCGAUCAUGAAGGUGCACUAACAUUCCCUUGCAGACCAAGCGAGCUGGAGAGGAUACUGGCUGAGGAUAGAGAAUCAAGAGUUGCUGUCAACUGGGGUUUCUCUAAAACCCUUGUGAAGAGCUGUUAA
This is a messenger RNA of Cornus florida, 584 nucleotides long. Its product is annotated as protein SMALL AUXIN UP-REGULATED RNA 51-like. The transcript has a single exon. The record is from RefSeq and is a predicted model, not a curated record. Gene Ontology annotation, biological process: response to auxin. The coding region runs from base 165 to 584 and encodes 139 amino acids. Lineage: Eukaryota; Viridiplantae; Streptophyta; Magnoliopsida; Cornales; Cornaceae.